AUGCCCGGGUACCGGUUGUACAAGAGCUUGGUUGCCGGCGCAACGGGGCACGUCGGAGAGGCCCUCACGCGGCAGCUUUUGCUGUCGCCUUUGUGCGAGACGGUGCACACCUUGGUCCGCCGGAAGACCGGCGCCUUUAAGGAGCUUUCAGCUGCCGCCAAGCUCCACCAGCACAUCGCAGACUUCCGCAAUGAUGACUGCGGAGUAGAAGCUUCCGCCCUUGAUGGCGUUGAUGCAGCUUUUUGCGUGCUGGGUGCUCGUUCUGGGUGGUCUGAUGCGGCAGAUGUGGCCGCGGUGGAGCGCGAUGCCGUGAUCAACUUCGCGAG
Molecule: messenger RNA, 326 nt
Organism: Symbiodinium sp. CCMP2456
Lineage: Eukaryota; Dinophyceae; Suessiales; Symbiodiniaceae
Source: the annotation of a GenBank genome assembly